AGUACGAAGUACAAGCGUUUUGAUUUCACAAGUCGAUGUUGAGAUCUUUACCACUUUCGGGUACGAAGGUUAUCGUCAUCAGCGAUACGUCGCGGCAUGAAUAACGACCUCUACCCAGUCAUUACUGUCUGGAUUCGGCGUUCUCCCCGGAAAACCAUAUCAAAAGCAUCGAUUCAGCAUUUCCUCGACACUGCGAGUGGACUCUCGUGUCCUCGCUUACGUACGUCGAGCUUGUUACGAUUCUCACGACCGCAACCCUUGUUUGUUUUGAGUGUUUUCGCCUCGGGAUAUGGAUCGGCAUUUGCAUAUCCCCAAUAUUACCCUCGCCGCUGGAACACGUGGCGUGUUGGGGACUGGCGUUUUGCUUUUCCUGUACGGGCCUUUUACGAUGCAUGACUUGUCCGCCCGUGGCUGUGUGGCGAAUGGUGCGGAGUUUGUUGGCAUGGAGGAUAUCGUCGUUUCUGUGGUCAAAGCUAGGUAGUCCUGGAGGGUGUGUACGGGGGAUUUGAGCGAGUAGUGUAGAUGUUUGACCGAUAUGACGAUAUGAUGAUCAUGUCC
Messenger RNA from Trematosphaeria pertusa, 558 nucleotides. RefSeq lists its product as uncharacterized. The record is from RefSeq and is a predicted model, not a curated record. Lineage: Eukaryota; Fungi; Ascomycota; Dothideomycetes; Pleosporales; Trematosphaeriaceae. The transcript has a single exon. Bases 97 to 396 code for a protein of 99 amino acids.